Helicoverpa armigera (cotton bollworm) is the source of this 3555-nucleotide messenger RNA. RefSeq lists its product as uncharacterized. The coding region runs from base 1 to 3555 and encodes 1184 amino acids. NCBI's taxonomy places the organism in Eukaryota, Metazoa, Arthropoda, Insecta, Lepidoptera, Noctuidae. The record is from RefSeq and is a predicted model, not a curated record. The transcript has a single exon.
AUGCGACUACGUAAUAGAGUAUUACCCCAGGCGGGUACCGGAGCUAACCGCGAUGGAGAAUCCCGCCCCACGGCUUCCAGCCUGGGCUGCCCUUCGUAUUCUGGGGGGGGCACCGUAUCGCAGCCAACUGCUCAGUCCCAGACUGCUGCAGUACCACAUGACGAUGAGUCAUCAUGUUCUUCACUUUUCUCAUCAAUCCCAUCAUCAUCACAAUCAUUUUGUAUCUCACCAUCACCAUCAUUAUCAUCAGCCAGUAUACAGUCGGUGGAUGUUGUACAGGAGACAAAUUUUGUCAAUGAGCCUGUACCCAACACUAGCACUGCACCAAUUCGUAGAAAAUGGACUAAAGAAAUGAACGAAUUCAUUCUACGAACUUAUCUUCAUCUCACUAUCUUGGAAACCGAUACCAAAACAUAUCUUCAACCAUUACACACACAGUUUUCAUCAAAAUUCCCACACAUGCAAGUAAGCCGACAAAGGGUGGGGGAUCAACGCAGAGCUAUAGUUAAUAAGAAACUAUUACCACAAGAUGCAAUAGACCGUAUUUAUGAAGAAGUACGAGGUCAAUUACAUGUUUCCCCCACUCAAACUCAACAACACUCUACACAAAACAAUACACUACACACCAACACUGGACAACGAAUGAAAUGGGGUAACGAGUUAAACGAAUCUAUAAUGAGAAUUUACUAUACAAUAACAGAACUUGAAACAAACAAAACAUCCUAUAGAAAAUAUUUACACGAACAGUUUAUAAGCCAAUAUCCACAGUUAUCACAUAUUACAGAACAAAGAUUAUCAGAUCAACAAAGAGCCAUUGUGAACAACAAAUAUAUAAACAGUAGCCGAUUAGCAGAAAUUAAAAGACAGGUAUCCGAACAGUUGAGGAUUAGCAUUAACCGAUUCGAAGACCAAUCAAACACGCAAACACUACCUAACACAGAAAACUACAACGAUGACUAUCAAACACUUAACACCGAGCUUGCAAAUACACAAAACACAAACUUACAAAUUCACAGCGAACCGCAUAUUACGUUUGACAUAGGCCAAGACGAUUUAAUUAACAAUAUUGAUAUUGAAGCUUUCAUCCCAUCCCAAAAUAAUACUAACACUGCCUCAGAAUUUAACCCCAUAAUAGAAGACACGUUCACACAAGCAAAACUAUAUUUCCUAGACACACACCCUACCAACAGACCUUACAUCCCGAAACAGAAAACAUCCAAAAAAUUCUCAGUUAUAGUGAACUACAUAGAUACUAAAAUUCUACCUAACAACGUAAACGCUGACACUAAUUUCAACACUCUACAGUCCAUCAUAUACUGCGCAGCAUGGACGGCAGCAAAAUGCAAUGGAGCCAAAAUUUCAGAACAGAUACAAAAUCAAAAUCGAAGGAACAUACAGAAAAAACCAAAGUGGCGGAUAAGACUCGAAAAGAAAAUAGACAAACUAAGAGCAAACAUCGGUAGGCUAACACAAUACAGUAGAGGCAAUAGAAGUCGCAAAGUAAUAACAGCAGUAGAAACAGUAAAAUCGACAUACCAACUACACGCACAACACGAAGAUUCAAAUACACAAAUAGAACACUUUUUGGACACACUGAAACAAAAACUUAAUGCUGCAGCUAGUAGACUCAGGCGAUACAUGACAUGUACAGAACGUAAAACACAAAACGCACAAUUCACCAAUAACGAGAAAAUCUUCUACAGAAAUAUUACAUCUAACGGCAACACAAAUCAACACACACUUGAAACACCUACCCCCGAAAACCUUAGAGAUUUCUGGGCAAAUAUAUGGGAAAACCCAGUAGAGCAUAACAACAACGCUGAAUGGUUAAAUCAAGUUUCAUCUGAAAUCAGUGAAAUGAACUAUGAGUUUAUACCAAUAGACACAUUCAUAGAUGUCCUCAAACGUACACACAGCUGGAAAUCACCAGGCACAGACAAUUUACACAACUAUUGGUAUAAAAAAUUCACUAGGAUACAUCCACUCAUACACAAUCACCUGAACACAUUCAUUCAAUCACCUCACUUACUUCCAACAUACAUCACACAGGGAGUCACGUAUAUGAUCCCGAAGGAUAUAAACGACACCGUCAAUCCAGCCAAAUACAGACCAAUCACCUGUCUACAAACCCUAUACAAAAUACUCACCGCCUGUAUAAGUGAAGUAAUGUACACACACCUAACAACACACAACAUACUAGCUGAACAACAGAAGGGAUGUCGUAAGAAUAGCCAAGGUUGCAAAGAGCAACUGAUCAUUGACGCUAUCACCACAAAUAGCGCGGUCAAAAGCAAAAAGGAGAUACCUGCUAUGUUCAUCGACUAUCAAAAGGCCUUUGAUUCCGUCCCUCACAGCUGGUUAUUACACGUACUAAAUAUUUACAAAAUUCAUCCAACUCUAAAACAAUUUUUGCAGAUCUCCAUGCAAAAUUGGCAAACUACACUCAAAAUUAAUCAAGGGUCUUCAUCGGUAUCUACUGAACCAAUUUCUAUUAAACGCGGUAUCUUCCAGGGAGAUGCUCUAAGCCCACUGUGGUUUUGUAUGGCACUAAACCCACUAUCACACUUACUUGACAAAGCUAACAUAGGAUAUACACUAACAGAUGACAACACACAAUACACCCUUUCACAUCUAAUGUAUAUGGACGACAUAAAGUUGUAUGCAGAUGAUAGAAACCACUUAUACGAGUUAGCCGACAUAACGCAAAAAUUCUCGAAUGACAUACGUAUGCAAUUUGGGGUAGACAAAUGCAAAGUUUUGUCAAUUGUUAAAGGCAAGAUCCAAAACAAUACAUACACUCUCGAAACUGGAGAAUCAGUUCAACCGGUAGACCAAAAUAGCACAUAUAAAUACCUAGGCUUCAAGCAGUCCAGACAAAUACAACAGAAGUUGACGAAACAAGAACUGCAGAAAAAAUUCUCACACCGCCUAAACCUCAUUUUGAAAACAAAUCUCAAUUCCAGAAACACAACAAAAGCUAUAAACACAUUUGCGAUACCCAUUCUCACAUACUCUUUUGGCAUUGUACAGUGGACUAAUACUGACAUUAUAAAAUUACAACGCACUAUCAACACACAACUCACUAAACACAGAAAACACCACCCAAAAUCAUGUGUACAACGCCUCGUACUACCAAGACAAGAAGGGGGAAGAGGGCUGAUAGAUAUAAACAAUCUUCACAACAAACAAAUAUCUACACUUAGAAAUUAUUUCCACAACAAAACUGAACAUUCACCACUUCACAGACUUGUAACCAACACAGACAAACAACUUACACCGCUCAACCUACACGACAGAAACACACAAACAAAUGAAAACUUAACAAGCACACAACACAAGAUAGCAGCAUGGUCCAAUAAAGCCCUACACGGAAGACACCGAGCUUUCCUGAGCCAGCCACACGUCGAUAAGACAAAGUCGAACGAAUGGCUCAGGAGAGGCGAACUAUUCCCGGAGACCGAAGGAUUUAUGCUCGCUAUACAGGACCAAAUCAUAGCAACACGCAAUUACAGAAAGUUCAUUAUUAAAGACCCAAAUCAAAUAACAGACCUGUAG